This is a messenger RNA of Passer montanus (Eurasian tree sparrow), 6572 nucleotides long. RefSeq names its product solute carrier family 7 member 3 (gene SLC7A3). Lineage: Eukaryota; Metazoa; Chordata; Aves; Passeriformes; Passeridae. The coding region runs from base 1295 to 3202 and encodes 635 amino acids. Gene Ontology annotation, cellular component: plasma membrane. Gene Ontology annotation, molecular function: amino acid transmembrane transporter activity. Gene Ontology annotation, biological process: amino acid transport; transmembrane transport. The record is from RefSeq and is a predicted model, not a curated record. The transcript is spliced from 12 exons.
AGACACAUGUGGAGCUGCAGACAUGUUCUGGUGUCCUGCUGCUGCUCCUUUCUGGAAACUGCUUCCCAGUGCCUGAUGUUGCAAGAAGGUUUCUGGUAAUAGGGAAAUAAUGUCAUCUGCCACCCUGCUAUUCUGGGUACCCUGUGUCUGCUUGUCUGGGACAGGGUGACCCUGCUUGGAGUCCUGCUGUGCCCGUGGUGCUGCCUGUCCUGUCUGAGAGCAUUCUCAGGAUGGUGCUGCCCAGGUGGGUCCCUGCCUACAGCUGGCAGGAGCGGGGGGUGUCUGAGUAGAGAGGCCACGCUGUGCUGUCUGCGGCUUGACCUUACUGCGUCAUGGGGUCAGGAAGGGAGGUUGCUGAACUGCAGUUCCUCGAUUCUGAGAAGUGGUGGCAGAAGAGCUUGCGUCACUUCAUUAGAAGCAUGAGCUAGUGUUUCCAUCACCUCGUAUUCCCGGAGUUUCCCCCCACCCAGAGGAUGCGGGGGAGGCCUGGCGCUCCUGCCUGCCCUGCUCUGCUCCCCUCCGCUCUGCAAGAGGCUGAAAAGCUUUUCGCCUCGACAGCGGCAGUGCCGGAGCAGGGCAUUGCCCAUGAUGCCGGCGAGGGGCUGGCUUACCUCUCUGAGCUGCUGCUUUGAAUGGGCGCUCACGACAGGCCAAGCCCGGGAUUGCAUCAGGCGCGGCCUGCUGACAGCAGCUCCCAGCCUGAGCGCUGGAGAGGAUGAUGCUGGCCCCUGCCUCUGCCCUGGCUGCCCAACAGCUCUCCCAGCGCUGGCGUUUCCCAUCACUUAGGGCUGCCUGUUGCUCCCAGAACGGAGGGGCUGUAGCGGAGCACACGGAGCUCGGGGGAGAGUCACCGCACCAGGCUGCGCUCCGCUGGCAGUGCUCACGGCACAUCUGGACCCGGGGAACCCUCAGCUGCUCCCUCCGUGGCGUGUCCCGAAGGAGCAGGGUGCCUUGCCCUGGUCCCGCCGGCCGAGCCGUGCCUCGCCCCGUGCCACUUGCCCUGGAAUUUAUAUUUUCAAAAACGAGCGCGGGAACGAGGGCGGGUGGGGUAGGAGGAACUCGGCUCUGCCUGCUCCCGCCUCCUCCCCUUUGGGUGAAAGCUGCUGAGGCGCCUGUUCCCGCCUCAUUUCUGCCUAUCCAUCACGGGCGGAACUCGCCCCCAUCUCAUGCUCUCGGCCGCGGCGCGGAACGGAACCGAGCUCACCUGAAGGGGAUCGCACGGGGGCGAGCCGAGCCGAGCCGAACCGCGCCGCAGGGCUUUUGACCAGCUGAGCUUCACUGAGGAGAAGACAAGAUGUUGGGGGAAAAAAUGGCCGGUUUUGGGAGGAAGUUGAUCCGCCGGCGCGUGGUGGACCUGAGCUCUGAUGACACACAUUUUGCUCGCUGCCUCUCCACACUGGAUCUCAUAUCCCUGGGUGUGGGCAGCACACUAGGGGCUGGUGUGUAUGUGAUGGCCGGAGAGGUAGCCAAGGAGAUGGCUGGUCCCUCCAUUGUCCUCUGCUUCCUGGUGGCUGCUUUCUCAUCGGUACUGGCUGGACUCUGCUAUGCAGAGUUUGGGGCCCGUGUCCCCAAGGCCGGCUCUGCGUACCUCUACAGCUACGUCACCGUUGGUGAGAUCUGGGCUUUUAUAGCCGGCUGGAACCUCAUUCUCUCCUAUGUGAUAGGUACGGCCAGUGUGGCUCGAGCCUGGAGUGCAACAUUUGACAACAUCAUCGGCAACCACAUCUCCACCUUCUUCUCCAGCAAGAUCCCAAUGCACCUGCCAGGAGUGCUGGCUGAGCAUCCAGACUUCUUUGCUUUGAUCCUGAUUUUGCUGCUCACGGUACUGCUGGCUUUUGGUGUCAGCGAAUCUGCCCUCGUGAACAAAAUCUUCACAGCGGUGAACCUGUUGGUGCUGAGCUUUGUCAUCAUUGCUGGAUUCAUCAAGGGAGAUAUCAAGAACUGGCAGCUUUCAGAGAAGGACUGUAUCAACUGCUCGCUGCCAGACUCACCGGAUGACAUGAAAAACGCUUUUGGCUCUGGUGGGUUCUUCCCGUUUGGACUGGGAGGGAUGCUGACUGGCGCUGCCACCUGUUUCUAUGCCUUUGUGGGCUUUGACUGCAUUGCCACCACAGGAGAGGAAGCCAGGAACCCGCAGCGCUCGAUUCCCAUUGGCAUCAUUGUGUCCCUCCUCAUCUGCUUUGUGGCUUAUUUUGGGGUCUCUGCAUCCCUGACUCUCAUGGUGCCCUACUUCCUCCUGAACAAGAACAGCCCUCUGCCUGAGGCUUUCAAGGCGGUUGGUUGGGAGCCCGCCCGCUACGCCGUUGCCGUUGGCUCGCUCUGUGCCCUCUCCACCAGCUUGCUGGGCUCCAUGUUUCCCAUGCCCCGAGUGAUCCAUGCCAUGGCAGAGGACGGGCUGCUCUUCAAGUUCCUCUCCCGGAUCCACAGUGGCAGAAAGACCCCUCUGAUCGCCACCUUUGUCUCAGGGUUUUUCGCAGCGGUGUUUGCCCUCCUGCUGGACCUGAAGGACCUGGUGGACCUCAUGUCGAUUGGCACGCUGCUGGCCUACUCCCUGGUGGCUGUGUGUGUGCUCAUCCUCCGGUACCAGCCCCGACAGCCGAACUCCCCGAAGGCCACGGAAAUGCUGGAGCUGAAUGGGAACGAGGAGGAGACGGUGAUUAUGAACCCGACCAUCACUGCUGCCAAUGCCCAGCACAAAGAGACCUUGUCCCUGGUGAUGCUCUUCAACCCGCCUGGGGACACCCCCACUGUGCUCUCGGGGCGCAUUGUCUAUGUCUGUGUCACGGUCAUUGCUGCACUGAUCACAGUCAUCUGCGUGGUCCUGAGACUCCAUAUGGCUGCGCUGAAGGAGGCCAAUGUGGGCUGUGUUGUGGCUCUGGUGCUGCUCCUCAUGGCUCUGCUCAUUUUCACCAUCAUCAUUUGGAGGCAGCCACAGAGCAAUGCACGAUUAAACUUCAAAGUACCUUGCCUCCCACUCGUGCCAAUCUUCAGCACCUUCAUUAACAUCCUGCUGAUGGUGCAGCUGAGUGCCGCCACCUGGGCGCGGUUUGCCGUCUGCACGGUUCUGGGUUUCAUUAUUUACUUCACCUACGGGAUUUGGAACAGUGUGGAAGGGAAAAAUGCGGAAAAAGCCUGUGCCACCGUAGGAAAACCUCUGCACCAUCCUGGACUGGACCUCAGCCCUGGGGCUGCUGCGGUCUGAGGGCCUGGGGACCAGCACUCCAUGGACCGCUUUGCCACUUUGGGACAAGGUCAUGAUCCAUCUAUCUCCUCUCCUGCAGAGACUGAGUCCCAGGGUGAAGUACUAACAUCUGAACAACAGGCCCUGAGCCAAAGCUGACCUAGGAUGAACACUCCAACCAAAUGUUGUAUGUUUCCACUUUAACAAAGUAUUGUUAUAUGUACUCACUUAUUGGCAAAACAUGUUCACCUUUCUGUAUCUAGAAACAGGACAGGGCCACAUCUGGCCUAAUUAGGUGGUAUAGGAUCAAAAGCAACUCCCUUGGAUCCUCCUUGAGCCCUGGCCAGGCUUUGGGAGAAGCUGACAGGAAAAUGAAAUUAGAAAUUAUGUCAGUUGGUUUGUUUAGCAGUGUAAAACCCAGGCCACUGUCCCAGCAAAGUGGGGGAGCCUCGUGGGCUGCAAAGGAGGAGGCACUGCAGGAGUUCCCAGCUCCUGGCGUGGUUCUCCAGUCCUUGGCUGUGGCAGCUUCCCCCAGAGCUGCUGUCUCUUGGGCUUGGAUGAUGUGUGAUGGAUCAUCCUUCAUCACUGUAGGCAUUCUUUCCUAGCAAUGAUUAGCAUUGCUCAGCUUGUCCCUUUGCAAUUCUUUGCUCAUGGUUAGGUGCCUUGCUUAGCUUAUCCUUUUGUGAUUCUUUGCAGUUUUACAUCAAGGUAAUGCCACUGUUCCUUAAGUUGGUGUCUGUGUCUCUGACUCUACUCACCAGCAAAACAAAAUCAGCGUAGUCAGCAGGGUCAGAACAAACUGUUGCUUUUAAAAUCUAAAUGAAAGGAAUCAGCCCUGUCUGAAAUUCCCAGAUGGGAAGUUCACUGGUCCUCAAGUGGGCUAAGGUUAGAGGACCACGUGAAGAAUGGGGAAUCAGUUAAAAGAAGUUGAACUGCUGGAUGUAUUUAAAUGCAUUAAAAAAUUGCAUACUGAAAAAGGAAAAGAACUUGUGGAUUAGAAAGGCAAAGAAGAAUUUUGUUAACAGUAUAUCAAACAAAACACCAACAAAAGGAACAGUUGUUGAAAUGCUCUAACAUGGACCAACAGAUGUGAGUUGUAGAAUCAAAUUGUAAUGCUAAAAUGCCCAAAUAAGCUGCUUGCUGAUAAGAUGGAUUUACCAGACUUGCUGAGAAAGCUGCAGUUAGAGUAGCUCAGUAUAAGGAAAGGAAAGGGCAAGUGAAUGACAAGAAAAUGCAUGCAGUUAUUGCAGAGGCAGGUGUGCAGUGGGAUCCUGAUAAAUGGAAUGGAGAUAUUUGGGAUUCUGUGCACUCUGAUGAGGUUGGUUACUGAGAUGAAUUUUGUAGAUGUGAGACCAGCAUGGAGACGAAAGGUAGAAUUAGAUGCUAAUGGUCAGGAGGGAUACUCAUAGAGGAUUAUACUCAGCAUGAAAUAAAUUAAAUAUUUGAACAGUUUAGGAAAAAACAGGGGAACCUCUUUUCUCUUGGGUGGUGUGCUUGCAUGACCAGGGAGCAUGAGGGAUAACCCUAGACUCAGGGGACUCUAAGAAGUUUUUAGUUUGAAUUUGGAUUCUUUUGUGUAGUAUGCAUUUUGGAAUAACAUUCACAAUACUAAUUUGUUAGUUUUGGUUACUUUGGCUGUAAUACUAAAUACCCUACAGAAAAUUAUUGGCCAGGAUCUGAAAGUCAGUGGUACACUUAGUGAGAUUGUGUACGAGAUGUAUGAAAACCUCUUGUGAUUUUGUAUUUCUAGAGAAUAUUACUGAAGAUACAAGUAGUCACUCCAAUAUUUGUACCUGUAACUUUAUUGCAAUUACAGGAUUUUUGUUAUUUAUUUUUUGUUUCUAUUUUUUAAAUGAAUAUUUUUAGUUUUUUACCUCCUGUUAUAUCCUGUCAAUUUUUGGAAUCUAACUAUACCCUGAUUCAAGACUUCCAGCCUACUCCCAUUGGUAUGAACUGGUAAAGGUACUGCUCCAACACAGACCUGAGGCUUGCUGAAACAAGCCCAGGAGAAUGGAUAAAAGGUUUUGAUUGCUGUCCAUCAUGGCAUGGCAGAAAUCCAUCAUGUGGUGUAGGCACCCAGUUUGGGGUGGCUGGGAUGGGCUGGCCCAGCCCCAUACCCAGUGAACAGCUGUGAGCAGCACUGACAGCAACGAGCCAGGGAGUGCCCAGGGGUGCUGAGCACCCACCAAAGGGAGCAGAGGGCACACAGGGGCAGGGCAUCAGCAUCAGGGGUGUGAAAGGCUGGGCUAAAGAACAAGAAGGGAGAUGCUUGCAGCCUUCUGAGGUGAUAUAGUACUCUGUGUGGGCAGGUAUGUGGAGCCUUCUGAAGGGGUCUGGUGUCACUGUAUGGGUUGAAGCUCUCUGGUAUUGUAUGGUGACACUGUGUAUUGUGGCCAUCUCAACCUGUGCUGUGACAAUGUGGUGGAGUGGGUGAAGAAAGAUGGAGAACACGGGUGGUGGGACAUUCUUUUUGGAUGGGUGCCUACAGCUACCAGAAUUCUCAACUGAGUGCUUCACCCUGGUGUUGUUUUAUUGAUGCUAAUCCUUUUGCUUUCUGUUCUGGUAAUUGCAUAUUAUGUCAAGGUUUGGAUGAUCAUGAAACAAUUAGCUUACCAACUACCUCCACUGAUAGUAGACAAUCCAUGUGGUACCAAAGCAUGAAAUUUCUCAAGCUCUAUUUGGAUAUUGUGAAGCUUGAGUGACUAUAGUCACAGAGAGUGUAUUGUGUAGGAAAAUGACUGGGAACUGUGUGGACAGGUAACUGGGGGUACAAUUAGAGGAAACUGAGGACUUAGAACAGUGUGGAAAUUAUAGGAUAUAUAUAUUCCUUAAUUUGGUGUGUGUGUCUCUGACCCUACCUACUAGCAAAGCACAGAGCUGGGACUGCAGAGCUGGGUCAUGUGCUGCCUCUCCCCCUCACAGGGAAGUCCCCUGGCUGGGUGGGAGUGCUGGUGGCCCAGGGCUGGUCUCUGCCCUCCUCCAGUCCCACAGAGGGGCAGUGGCACCAGCACAGCCCUCUGGUCAUGAAAGCUGCUUUCUCUGUGCACAGGAGGCCCCACGGAAUGGUGCAGCUGUACUCAUUCCAUCUGUCAUGUGGCUGUGUUCACCACCUCCUCCCUGCUUCCCAAGUGCCAGACUUGUACGUGGCAGCCGUGGCUGGAGCUCUGCAGAAGGCUUACUGCAACUUGUUCUGGUACUCACUGCUAGCAAACUGGUACUGCCCUGACCAUGCUGUUUGAUGUAAAUAUCUUGUUCAAGUGUCAGUGAGAUGUCCUCAGUGUAGUUGUACUUGUGUCCAACCUCAUCUGCCUUUGUAUAAUUUUAAAGCAAAUUUUUAACUAUUAAAUUAAAUGUUUUUAAGUGCUUUUUCCUGUUGGUUUUGCUGUUAAUG